Messenger RNA from Myiozetetes cayanensis, 10684 nucleotides. RefSeq names its product glutamate metabotropic receptor 5 (gene GRM5). Lineage: Eukaryota; Metazoa; Chordata; Aves; Passeriformes; Tyrannidae. Gene Ontology annotation, biological process: trans-synaptic signaling by endocannabinoid, modulating synaptic transmission; regulation of synaptic transmission, glutamatergic; G protein-coupled glutamate receptor signaling pathway. Gene Ontology annotation, cellular component: postsynaptic density membrane. Gene Ontology annotation, molecular function: G protein-coupled receptor activity involved in regulation of postsynaptic membrane potential; adenylate cyclase inhibiting G protein-coupled glutamate receptor activity. The record is from RefSeq and is a predicted model, not a curated record.
GCGGAGGUGUUUAAGCAGGUGGGUCAAGCUGCAGCAAGUAUUUAGGAAGACCAAGGCUGUGGUGCCAGAGAGCAAAGACCCAUCUGUUGUUUCAUCGUUUGUUUAUUCCUCCUCCUCAUGCCUUCCCCCUCCUUUAAAUCCAGGAACCGUUCACGCCUCUUGCAAAUGAGAUUUGGGCGAUUCUGAGAGAACAGCGUGUUGCAUAGCGUGUGUGUAUGUGAAUGCAUUCGCGGGGGUAGGAUACUCGGUCCUCAGUAUUUGCCUGUGAUCAGAAGAAAACAGGAUGUGUCUAUAGCUGGAGGAGUGACAAUGCUAGCCCAGUGGGGCUCACCUGCUGGUGAUCUUUGCAGAGGCAUUUGAGGAUUAUUCAGCUCCAGAAGGUCUGUGUGAGGAGUGCUAUUCUCUGCUGUGGCUGAAAAUAGGAGGUGCCUACCCCUACCUGGCUCGAUUAUUGCCAUCAAAAGGACCAGUUUGCCACCACUGUGGGAAGAAGCAUUUUCUGCCACGGACAAGGUUAUGAGGAUUAUGACCACAUGUGCAGCUCUGCAUAGCUAUCUACUUGAUGAUGGUGACUCCUUAGAGAAUACAAGCAAACUCUUGACUGAGCAUCAGCAUAGUGCUUUUUUUAUCCAAAAGAUUUAAUAAUUGCUUUUCACCAGCUCUCCAACUUUGUUCCACCAUGCUGUCUCUACCAGCCUAAACCAUUUCCUAAAAUGGUCCUUUUGCUGUUCAUUGCAAUCCUGCUGUUGAAGGAAGAUGUCUGUGGGAACUUUGGGCUUUUGGUUUCAGCACAGGCAAAUGAAAGAAGGGUGGUUGCACACAUGCCUGGUGAUAUUAUCAUUGGAGCUCUAUUCUCUGUCCAUCAUCAACCAACUGUUGACAAGGUUCAUGAGAGGAAAUGUGGAGAGGUAAGAGAACAGUAUGGCAUUCAAAGAGUGGAGGCAAUGCUACAUACCCUCGACAGAAUUAAUUUGGACCCCACACUGUUGCCAAAUAUAACUCUAGGAUGUGAAAUAAGGGACUCCUGCUGGCAUUCUGCUGUGGCUCUGGAGCAGAGCAUUGAGUUUAUAAGAGACUCUCUUAUUUCGUCUGAAGAAGAGGAAGGGAUGGUGCGAUGUGUGGAUGGAACCUCAUCAUCUUUCCACUCCAAGAAACCCAUUGUUGGUGUCAUUGGACCUGGCUCUAGCUCUGUUGCUAUCCAGGUCCAGAACUUGUUGCAGCUUUUCAAUAUACCUCAGAUUGCUUAUUCUGCCACAAGCAUGGACCUAAGCGAUAAAACUCUGUUCAAGUAUUUUAUGAGAGUUGUGCCAUCUGAUGCACAGCAAGCAAAGGCUAUGGUGGACAUUGUCAAACGCUAUAACUGGACCUAUGUUUCUGCUGUACAUACUGAAGGAAACUAUGGUGAAAGUGGAAUGGAAGCUUUCAAAGAUAAUGCAGCCAAGGAAGGGAUCUGCAUUGCACAUUCCUACAAGAUCUACAGCAAUGCUGGUGAACAGAGCUUUGACAAGCUGUUGCGAAAGCUUCGGAGUCACCUGCCCAAGGCAAGAGUGGUUGCUUGCUUCUGUGAAGGCAUGACUGUGAGAGGUCUCUUAAUGGCUAUGAGGCGCCUGGGACUCGCUGGAGAAUUUUUGCUGCUGGGCAGUGAUGGCUGGGCAGAUAGGUAUGAUGUGACAGAAGGGUACCAGAAUGAAGCCGUUGGUGGGAUAACGAUCAAGCUCCAGUCUCCAGACGUGAAAUGGUUUGAUGAUUACUACCUACAGCUUCGGCCAGAAACCAACCAUAGAAAUCCAUGGUUUCAGGAAUUUUGGCAGCACAGGUUCCAGUGCCGGUUGGAAGGGUUUCCUCAAGAGAACCCUAAAUAUAACAAGACUUGCACAAGCGAGAUGACUCUGAGGACACAGCAUGUUCAGGACUCCAAGAUGGGCUUUGUAAUCAAUGCAAUAUAUUCGAUGGCCUAUGGGCUCCACAACAUGCAGCUGUCGCUGUGCCCAGGCUACGUGGGCCUCUGUGAUGCCAUGAAACCCAUAGAUGGCCGGAAGCUCCUGGAAUCCCUCAUGAAGACUAACUUUACUGGGGUUUCUGGGGACAUGAUCUUGUUUGAUGAGAAUGGUGACUCUCCAGGAAGAUAUGAAAUCAUGAAUUUUAAACAAAUGGGGAAGGACUACUUCGAUUAUAUCAAUGUUGGCAGCUGGGACAACGGUGAGCUGAAAAUGGACGAUGAUGAAAUAUGGGCAGAGAAAAGUAAUAUCAUCAGAUCUGUAUGCAGUGAACCCUGUGAAAAAGGCCAGAUAAAGGUGAUUCGUAAAGGAGAAGUGAGUUGCUGUUGGACCUGCACUCCUUGUAAAGAGAACGAAUAUGUAUCUGAUGAAUACACAUGCAAAGCCUGCCAACUUGGCUCCUGGCCCAAUGAGGACCUCACAGGUUGUGACCUCAUUCCAGUCCAGUAUCUCAGAUGGGGCGAUCCAGAACCAAUUGCAGCAGUUGUUUUUGCAUGUUUGGGUCUGCUGGCCACCUUGUUUGUUACAGUUAUAUUCAUAAUGUACCGUGAUACUCCAGUGGUCAAAUCAUCCAGCCGAGAACUUUGCUACAUCAUCCUAGCUGGUAUCUGCUUGGGUUACUUGUGUACUUUUUGUCUCAUUGCAAAACCCCAACAGAUUUACUGUUACCUUCAACGAAUUGGCAUUGGUCUCUCACCAGCUAUGAGUUAUUCUGCUCUGGUAACUAAAACCAACCGUAUUGCAAGAAUCUUGGCUGGAAGCAAGAAGAAAAUCUGUACAAAGAAACCUAGGUUCAUGAGUGCCUGUGCCCAGCUGGUUAUUGCAUUUAUCUUGAUAUGUAUACAACUAGGCAUCAUUGUUGCCCUCUUUAUAAUGGAACCACCAGAUAUAAUGCAUGAUUACCCAAGCAUCCGAGAGGUCUACCUGAUUUGUAACACCACCAACUUGGGUGUUGUAACUCCCCUUGGAUAUAAUGGAUUAUUAAUUUUGAGCUGCACCUUUUAUGCUUUUAAGACAAGAAAUGUCCCAGCUAACUUCAACGAAGCAAAAUAUAUCGCCUUCACAAUGUAUACCACCUGCAUCAUUUGGCUGGCUUUUGUGCCAAUAUAUUUUGGAAGCAACUACAAGAUAAUCACCAUGUGCUUCUCAGUGAGUCUGAGUGCCACAGUGGCCCUCGGCUGCAUGUUUGUGCCCAAGGUCUACAUCAUCCUUGCUAAGCCAGAAAGAAACGUACGCAGUGCGUUCACCACAUCGACUGUAGUCCGCAUGCACGUAGGGGAUGGAAAGUCAUCUUCAGCUGCAAGCCGCUCAAGCAGCCUGGUGAACCUGUAAAGAAGGGGAUCAUCUGGUGAAACCCUUAGGUACAAAGGCAGGAGACUGGCUCCCCCGCACAAGUCGGAAAUAGAGUGUUUCACCCCAAAAGGGAGUAUGGGGAAUGGUGGGAGAGCUACAAUGACCAGUGAAGAAUCUGUUUGCAUUCCAGACUGUAAUCGAUCUGAGUCAAGUAGAGAGGAGAAAAAGGUUCCUGUUAAAGAGGAUGCCCUAACAGUCAAAAAGACUGGAAACUGUGUCAGUCUAAUAGUGCCACAGCAAGAUUGUCAGCUGCGAGACCUACUUAAACACUCUAAUGGGAAAUCAGUUUCCUGGGCCCAGAACGAGAAAAGCAGCCGAGGAGCACACCUUUGGCAGCGGUUGUCAGUCCAUAUCAACAAAAAAGAGAACCCCAAUCAAACUGCAGUGAUCAAGCCUUUUUCUAAAAGCACAGAUAGUAGCCGACCCAGUAGCAGCGCUACAUUUCCUGAGGCUAGUGCCAAAACACUUUACGACGUUUCGGAAGCUGAAGAGCAAUACCCAGCUCAGUACCGGCCGCAGACUCCCUCACCCAUCAGCACUUUGAGCCACAGAACUGCCUCCGUUAGCCGAACAGAAGACGAUGCCCCCACCUUCCAGUCAGAACCUCCGCAGCGAAGUAGCUCCUCUCAAGGCUCCCUCAUGGAGCAGAUCAGUAGUGUGGUUACUCGCUUUACAGCCAAUAUCAGUGAGCUGAACUCUAUGAUGCUUUCGACAGCUACUCCAGGGACAAUGGUGGCUGCUCCUCUCUGCUCUUCAUACCUGAUUCCGCGGGAAAUCCAGCUCCCUACAACAAUGACCACGCUUGCAGAGAUCCAACCGCUUCCCGCCAUUGAAGUCAAUGGCGCUUCACAGUCUGGUAGGAAACCUUCAAAUGACAGCGUCAAAGAAGGCACUUCAGAGACCCCGUCAGCCAAGCAAGACCUGGAGGAGUUGGUAGCUUUAACUCCUCCUUCUCCUUUUAGAGACUCCAUUGAUUCUGGAAGUGCAUCUCCCAGCUCUCCAGUUUCUGAAUCAGCUCUCUGUAUCCCGUCCUCUCCCAAAUAUGACACACUCCUCAUCAGAGAUUAUACUCAAAGUUCUUCUUCGCUGUGAAUGUAAUUCAAGACAACAUUGGAUCUCAACAGCUAUAAAGAAGUAGCGAGGGAACAGCCAAGCCUUCAAGAUCUCCAGUGUUUACGCAGAUAGAGAGGCAUUGGGUCAUCUCGUGAGAAAUGGAGGGGAAGAAGAGGAAUUAUUUGAGAAGUGGAAACAUCAGAUUAAUUAUGCUGAUUUAAAGACAAAAUGACUCUUGGCAGAUUAUCGUGGCCUUAAAAAAACAUGGGCUUUUCAGAAACACUGAAUCUACUUUUGAGGGCUUAUAAGGAGUCUGUUAAUCCAGUUACAUACCAAGUGCUUUGCUUUAGUAUUACAAUGAACUGUGUGUACAAUAUACGGGGUAGGGUGGGAGGGAAACUAGAUUGUAAACAACUGUACAAUGGUUUGUUUGUUUACUCUGAUUCCUUACCCAGAAGUGAACCUUGAUCUUUUAUCAAGAAUAGAAGACCAAACAUUGAAUGUACAUUUUCUAACAGACUCAAAUCUGGGACCAACCUGUCAAGCUUUCUUUCCUUUUUUUUUUUUCUAUGAAGAUCUCAACAAGCAGUAAUGUAUGUUCAAUAACUAUGAAACUUUUUGCUGAAGAAUAUUGUGUCUGUGAUACCUUACACUUGGAUAACACUAAGCUGAGGCUUUGCAGUGAGUGACUGCAAUAUGGAGGGCUUUACAAGUGACUUCUCUACCUACACGUUUGUUUAUGAAAUUCUCUUCUAUCAGUAUCAAAAGUUCGAUUUGUUAACAUUGGAUUCACCUUCACAACAACAAAACACAAGGAAGAUUUCCUGACUAUUUCACCAUGUUGCCAACUAAUAAUGAAGUAGCAAAAAAUAUUUUCUGGAGUACUGUUUUGUAAUUCCCUUAUCAGGGCAAGUUGUUGAGAUGAAUAUUCUCUUUCUAGCAGCACUACUGAGCUAUAUUAUAGCUGCACUCCCUACUGAAACUAAUACAUUUUUAUGGAUGUUCUUAUGCUAACAUUACCAGUUAAAAUACUUAUUCAGAUUCCCAUAAUCUUUGCUUGUAAGGAACAGGUAAACACCCUAAGGAUUUUCUUCAUACUUUGAAUGACAGAAUUCUGGGAGACCAAUAUGGAUUAUGAUGAAUGCUUACAGUCAGUGAAAAGGUUGUCAUAAUCAUAAUUAAUAUAUAUAGGGAAAAAUGACCCGUGUCAAAGUCUGCUUAGAGGUGAUUUAGCUACUCUUUAAUAAGCAACAAUUUUGAACUUAUUUAGCUGCUGAUGUACUGCAGCUAUGAACUGUGACAAAAAAAAAAUACUUUCAAAGCAAUACAGAGUUAAGGUUAAAGCAGAGAAGACCUAAUGAGAUACGAAUCAACAGUCUUUGUUUCUUAACAACUCAGAAUAAGGAAGGGGAUUCCUCAUAUUUUUUUCCUAUAUCAAGGUAGUACAGUUUAGUGCACUUCAUACUGUCACAGCACUUUUUUAAUACAGGCAGGGAAGAGUUUUAAAAGUUUGAAUAGUAGCUAAAUAAUUUUUGAUAGGUGUAGUUACAUAGAACUUUUAAGUCAGACCCUAAACGCACACUGUAUUGGCUCUCUUCUUCAUGACAUAGCUGUCCUCAGGUGCCAAACUUUUAUGGAUUUGUUUUAUUUUAUUUAAGGGUAAUAUGAAGUGGUGAGUGAUGUACUUCAAUUCAAAGUUGAAUUGAUGUAGCCUUAUACAGAAGACAGCUUCAAGGAAGGGAGCCUUGAAAUAAGGCUGCUAUGCUUCAUUUUCAAAACCUUUUAGAUCUUAUUUCUUCAAAGAUAAUGAAUAUUUUGUAAUCAGAAUUCAUACCUCCUUUUCCUCCCCUAUGUCCAAAAUAAUAAAUAUUUGAUCAAACAAGCAAAAGAUGAAAGCACAUUCACAUACUUUAGCAAAGAUUAUUUUCUAUUCCUUUGGGAUGCUUAUUUCUCUAUUAUGUGUUGCACCCCAAUUUGCUGCUCAACAACAUUUAAAAUAGAAAAGUAACAGAUGACUGAAUCCAAACCAGCACCUCAGAGAGAUACUCAGUGACACUGUGCAUCCUGAGCAAGGCAGUGUUAUCCAAUUGCAGUCUGGGCAUGCUUAUUUUUCCAGGUACAGUUGUUUAUUAGCUAUGCCUAUAGCAUGAACAGGCAGGUCACAAAACAGCUCUACUCCAGAAGGCAAAUUGAUACACUAAGUCAUGACUGUAGGUCCCUGUUGCUUAUGUGUAGCUUUUGCCUCCCAUGACUGCUUAGCACAGACUCAGUUCUGUGCAGCUCUAUGGUUUCCAGACUAGAGCUCAGUUCUGCCCUCUUGGUUCACAAAACUAGCAUGUCUCAUCAUCCCCUAGCUGCCCAUGUCUUUAGGAGAAAGAAUCUUCUGUCACUGGUUACAACCCACAUCUAAAGGGAAGAGCAUGUCCAAUCAGUCUGUGACACAAACAUUCUCAUUUAGGGAGACUAGACCACUUAAAUGUUGUUUGUGGAAUACUUAUAUGAUAAUAUAUGUCUCCCAUCAGUGCAAUAUUGUUUUGAUACAAACAGAGUGUCCUGAGAUAGUUAAUGUUAAUUUCAAAGGGAUUCUAUUACUACCUGUUCUCUUAUACAUUAAACUGUUGACCAACGUCCUUACAAGAACAUUCUCCGUCUUGAUCUUACCCUAGUAUUUUAGGUCCCCAUUUCUGUAGUCUUUUUUUAUAGUGGUGAACAAUUAAUGUUAAUGUAUUCUCGCUAAAAUUAGUGGGUUUCACUGCAACGUGAAAUAAUCAGCAGUGGAAAUAAGGAUUAUACAGACAAACAUAAAAACCUUUUCUUAAAUAUAAAAUUUAAAAAAAAGGAGUGAGAAAUAUAAACUGUCAAACUCAGCAUAAAUAUACCUCUUCUGCUCCCAAACUGCAAUUCUGAACCAUCCUGGCCUUGCUCAGAGCUUCCUGACAACUUUCAUAUAUAUUGCCAAGAUGAUAUAGGUAUACAGAUGCACCAUGCCCCCAAACACACAAACACCCCAGUCUAACACCUGAAUGCAUGGUUUAGAGGCCUAAAACCAUAAUGUUACACAAUCCAAAUUUUAAACACUUUUGCCCACUCUCAUUUUGGGAGGAGUCAUGCGUCUUUUGCAUAUCUAUCAACCACAGCAGAAAUCUUAGUUGCACAAGGAACCAUGGAUGGACCUUGCUGAGAUAGUACCCUCUUGGAGUCAGUCUAUUUUUAAUGAAAAAUAGUGGCAUUUAAAUAAGGCACAAUAAAUCUAAUUGUGCAGCCUGGAAUACACCAACAUCAUCUUCUAUGAGGUGUUUGGAUUUCAACAGAGGGAGAAAAGGGAUUUUGGAGAAUAAGGUGACAAAAGUGUAAUGCCUGUAGUAGUAAUUCAAAGGAGCCCAGAGGGAGAUUUGCAAGACUGGAAAGUUCCUUGAGAGAAGCCAGUGGGUAUGACAUAAGAGAAAAGAAAAUUAUGAAUGACAGACAUCAUGAUUUCACUAUGCUCUUUGUACGCUAGUCCCUGUUUAGGACAUUAAGAUAAAACGGUAUGGUUUUUCAGGCAUAAAUGCAAAAGUUACGAUCAUGAAUACUUUCUAAUCUAACUAAAGAAUGUGCAAGUACCAACUGAAUGGCUUGAAUUUGCCUUCCAAUUUAGUGCUGCUGCCAGAAACAGAAUUAAAGGAGUUGAAACUUAAAAGGAGUUGUCAUUCUUGACCACAGGGACCUCAAAAAAUCAUUUAUUUCUUUUGUGCUUGAGGCCAACCCUGAAGAAUGAGGGUGUAACCACCUCUAGAUCUGUGCUUUGAAAUAAAGUGAAUCACUCUGGCAGCCCAGUUGGGAAAAAAAGCUUUGCAAUACUGAAGAAGAAUUGCAUUUUUAAAUUGGGUCUGAAGAAUAAUUGCAUGACUUUGGAGAUGUGCUUCCUCGUACUUCUAUCUGAACAUUUGGUGCCUAGACUCAUACAGAUACUUUAGACCAGAUAUUUUUAGACCACAGUCCACAAAUCCCUUGCUGAUGUUUCAUGGGAGCCUAGCUGAUCACAAGGUACUGGUUUCUUCCAUUGAUUUCCAGCCAGAAAAGUGAGUUAGAAGCUAAAUGCUAAUUAAAAAAUAACUGUUAAAAGAUUUAAAAGAAAAAAAAACAGUUAUGUUACUUUGCUUGGAUGUUUAUUCAGUUGCUGUGUUUGCAAAAGGAAAGCUUUUAAUCAAAACUGGGAGAAUAAGAUCUACAGAGAGAGUAAAUGUGUAGGCCAAUCCAUGAUUCUGCCUCUGGAUGAUAGCAGAGUUCCCCUGGGAAUGUUUUCAUUAGAGUGUGCCAGACCAAAAUUGAAAGACUGCAUAGCUGUGGGUGUAAGGACUGUAAAGGAAAGUGUGCAACCUUACUAUUCUGCUUAAUACUGCUUCAUGAACAAGAAAAUCAUUUAUGAGGUGAGAGGAAAAAAGAUGACAGAAACAGCCAGCAUGCUAAAAAGUUGGUUCCUUAGGGAAAUAAGAGCACUAUGCUGAGGAUUAAUAAUGUGACCAUGAUUUUUUUAGUGUAUUGGAGACCAGUGUCAGGGCUGACUAAAAAAGAAAAGGAGUUUGGUGCCUCAUGUUAGGAUUUCAUUAGAACUUAAUGCCUACAUUUAAAACUCAACUUCAAAGCCACUAUUCAACUGCCACCUUACUUGGGCAUCAAGCAUUGUAUGUCUGCGUAUGCUCAGAAGUACCCUCAUCUUCACACAUAUCUUUGUACAUAAUUCAUGCUAAAACCCAUCAGGAAUGCAGAAAACACUGGUUUCUUGGUUAAAUCGCUGUGUAUGCCAUACUGCACACAGAAUGCACAGUACUUAGACAUCAGGAUCAUAUUCCCUACAAAAUGGAGUAGAAAUCAUCCUUUGUUUUAAGGUUGUGGGUCUGAUUAUGCUGCUGUUUUUAUGACACCUUUAAGGUUAGAAUAGUCAGGUAGUAGGCAAGUGACCUGAAUUCAGUCCCUACCAUUGUUGGAGGUGAUGAAAUCUUCCUCCUGGCUGGACAGUGCUCUAAUGACUCAGUUUUGAAAUAUCCUCUGUUCAUCUCACUAAGGUCAUUUUACAUGAUAGAAACAAAAUUUAAGAGCCUUGCACUAGAAAAGGAACAGCUACUGUGCAACCUGAUAGGACAUACACUUGGUAUAAUUAAUGAUCACAUGUGACCAUUUAAUAUAAAAUACUUAAAAAAAUUUCUGUAACAGGGACCAGGUGAGUAUUUUAACUCCAAAGAAGUGGAGACAACCUUUUGUCUGUGCUAUGUAUUGGCUAGAAAAAAAUGUUUCCUGAGAAGUGUUUUAGUGACAGGAGGGGAGGAUGUGCCCUUACAUAACUCUGUCUGCAACCAUCUUGUCUGCCAUCUGGAGUUCUUAGACGCUUUCAUGGAAAGGAGACACUGAGCCUUCUUGGAUAGGUGAAGGAAUUAAACUUGGGGUCCCGAAUUCUCUGAGACUGCAGAAAAAGGGACCCCUUUCAUUUUCCUCCAGCCAUCUUAUACAAAGGAAACUCAUCUUUGAAACAAAAAGUAUAGUGCUGUCCAAAAAUUGAUCCCAGUGGAAAAUUAGCAUUUUCUGUUCAUUGCAUUUCCAUGUUGAUUCAAGUAGGGUAAUCCUGGACAUCUCCUUCCUUGUUGUGUUGUUUUAUUGGGCACCUAACUCUCCUCACAAACUCCACAGUAAGGUUAGACAUUUAACAAAGGGUUCUGACCCCCACACUAGAGCCAAAAAACUAUGUAUUACACUGUAUAACUAAGGGCUGAAGUCCUUUGCUGGCAUUGGCUUCUAAUCUAUUGAGGUCAAGGGACUCACUCCAGAUUAACAUCCAUCUAAAGGAAAUCAAAGUUGGAUAAUAGCCAAUGAAGUCUAGAUUUUGGCUACUUGUUCUGCAAAGAAUGAUAAUGACAGGAUGUUCUUCCCGCUUUCUUUUGAAUCAAACAGCAGAUGGAUUUUACUAGUUUCAUUCCUGAAACUAGGCUUGGUGAACAGUACCUUCCUACAAUACUUCUUUAUCAUUGCUAGUCUAUCUGGUACCUCAGUGGGAAAAUCAUCCUCUAACUUAACAUAUGUGUUAAAGGAUGCAAGAGAAUGUGUCCAAAAGUAAGAAGCAGGUCACAGUUUUCUGGGAGUUUCAUGAAUCUCAUAAAAAAAAGUCAAUACUCUUCAUGAAUAAGAAAAUCAUUCAUCUGCUACCCAUUCCACUGGGCACUUCACUUAGUAAAGACAUCAGCUGAGUCACCCAAAAUCACUUUUUUUGCAGUGGUUUAUUUUUAUAUCCUCUAUUCAAACCUCUGCAA